UGCAGCUACCAGGAAGUGGGUAGCCGGCGGCCUACUAGCGUCUUCAGAAAAGGUAUGGAGAGGUAGACAAGGGGCGGCGGCGGAGACUGGCUACUGCCUUCGUUAGGAGAGGCUCAACAGCUGCUUUUUACCUACUGAGUCAAGUGAACUGGUUUACGGGAGCGGGUACCUGCAUUUAAGAAGAGGGCAAGGACGGAGGAAGUAUUUAUUUAUUUUGAAGACUAAAGUUAGAACUCAUCAUCUGCAGACCUAUUUGUGGACUGUGUCUGGGGCACUCUCGGCCUCGGAAAGAGGGAAGAAUGGGGCGACUCCGGUUAGCAAAGGAAAGGCUCGUCUAGGCUACCUCCCGUCUGUGUUUUCCCUAGCCCAAAACCACAGAGCCGCAUGGCUUCCGUCGUCUGGGGGAGUGCCUCCUGGUGGGGCCCGCCGCCCCCAGCCCCAGCCCGGCCGCUCACGGACAUCGACUUCUGCUCUGGUGCGCAGCUGCAGGAGUUGACCCAGCUGAUCCAGGAGCUGGGUGUGCAGGAGAGCUGGAGGGACGGGCCCGAACCGGGAGCAGACCUCCUCCGAGCCAAGGACUUUGUCUUCUCUUUGCUUGGUCUAGUUCACCGUCGGGACCCCCGCUUUCCCCCCCAGGCAGAGCUCUUGCUGCUUCGUGGUGGGAUUCGCGAAGGCUCCCUAGAUCUGGGGCAUGCACCCCUGGGUCCCUAUGCCCGGGGACCUCACUACGACGCCGGCUUCACACUCCUAGUGCCCGUAUUGUCUCUGGACGGCACUGAGCGAGAGCUGCAACUGGAUCUGGAAUCCUGUUACUCAUGGCUCCGCCUCCCAGAGCUUGUGUGCGGAACCUCAGUCCGGGAGUUGUGGCAAGAUUGCCUAGGACCCCCAGUCCCAGGAGGACGUGAUUUGAGCCACCAAACCAAGAGCGAAGAAAGUCCCAAGGACCCGCAAAUCUCGGUGGACCAGCCGCAAGGUGACAUCACUGAGUCUGAGCCGCAUGUGUCUUUCGAAGAAUUACAUAGUGACGUUUCAGGAUCCGAAUCGCCUCGGCAUGACGUCACCGACCCUGGCUCUCCUGCACCAUUGAAAAAACAGAGUAGUGACGUCACCAAAGAAGCCGUCGAAUGCCCAGUCCCAAAGCCAUCGGAGACUCAGGAGGCGUGGCCUACAUUGUGUCCAGCCCAGGUGGCUGCUUGGUUCUUUGCUAAGCUGGCCGCCGUCGCAGAGUCCCUGAUCCCAGUCCCGGGCGCCCCGCGCCUGGUGCACGCAGCUCGGCAUGCGGGGGUCACUACCAUCCUCCUGGCUACGCCGGGGCCCCCGCGCCGCCUCUUGCUCUUCGACCUGAUCCCAGUGGUAUCCGUGGCCGGCUGGCCCGAGGGGGCUCGCAGCCAUUCGUGGGCCGGUCCGCUGUCCGCCGAGCCAGCCUCCUUCUACCUGGUGCCCGGCGGCGGCACCGAGCUUCUGGGCGCCCCGGGUUGGCAGCUCUGCUUUGCCCGCCAGGAGCUGGCGCUCAAGGCGCGCAUACCCGCGCCGCUGCUGCAGGCGUACGCAGCAGCCCAGGCGCUACUGCGCCCGCUGGUGGCCGGGACCCGGGCCGCGGCGCCCUAUCUCCUGAGGACCUUGCUGUACUGGGCGUGCGAGCGGCUACCCGCGCUCUACCUGGCGCGGCCGGAAAAUGCAGGCGCCUGCUGCCUCGGGCUGAUGGACGAGCUGGGCCGUGUGCUCGAGGCCGGGACGCUGCCUCACUAUUUUCUGAGAGGCCGAAAGCUCUGUGCGGGGGACUGCUCGGCGGCGCUGCUCCGGGCGUUGGCCGGGCUCCGCGCGGACCCUGCCCGGGCCCUGCGUACAGCGGUGGAAGAGGCCAAGGUUGCGCGCAAAGGGGGAGGCUUAGCGGGCGUGGGGGGCGGGGCGCAUUAA
Molecule: messenger RNA, 1917 nt
Organism: Cynocephalus volans (Philippine flying lemur)
Lineage: Eukaryota; Metazoa; Chordata; Mammalia; Dermoptera; Cynocephalidae
Gene: TMEM102
Product: transmembrane protein 102
Exons: 2
Coding region: 385-1917 (510 amino acids)
Source: RefSeq, a predicted model, not a curated record